Molecule: messenger RNA, 2591 nt
Organism: Panthera uncia (snow leopard)
Lineage: Eukaryota; Metazoa; Chordata; Mammalia; Carnivora; Felidae
Gene: RINT1
Product: RAD50 interactor 1
Exons: 14
Coding region: 132-2582 (816 amino acids)
Biological process (GO): endoplasmic reticulum to Golgi vesicle-mediated transport; retrograde vesicle-mediated transport, Golgi to endoplasmic reticulum; regulation of ER to Golgi vesicle-mediated transport
Cellular component (GO): Dsl1/NZR complex
Source: RefSeq, a predicted model, not a curated record
GCGAGGGGAAGUAGAGGUGGCGCCCAGCCCCACGGUCUCCCAGGGAGAACCGGUGUCUGGUCGCUGGCCUCAGCGGAACUCUACAAGCCACGCUGGCUGCUCAUGGAGCCGAGGACUCGCGCGGAGACGGGAUGCUCCCGGCCGCCGAGAUCGGCAAGGCGCCGGCAGCCCCGUGCUGCCCUGAAAGUGGUAACGAAAGGAAGGACGUCGAGGAGAAAAAUGACAUAAAUAUUGCAGCUCUUUUUGGAAAUGAACAAGUCAGUGAAGAUACAGAUAAUGGUGAUCUCACUUCCUACGUGUCUGCAUUUAUAGAAAAAGAAGUUGGAAAUGACCUUAAAUCUUUAAAGAAACUUGAUAAACUCAUAGAACAGAUGACAGAAAAUAAAAUGCAGUUAGAAGAACAGGUACUUACAAUUUCAUCAGAAAUCCCUAAAAGAAUUCAGAGUGCCUUAAAAAAUGCAGAAGAAUCAAAGCAAUUUCUUAAUCAGUUUCUGGAGCAAGAAACUCAUCUCUUCAGUUCCAUUAACAGCCAUUUGCUGACCGCACAGCCCUGGAUGGAAGAUCUGGGGGCCAUGAUUAACCAAAUUGAAGAGAUUGAGCGCCAUCUUGCUUACCUUAAAUGGAUUUCACAAAUUGAAGAACUAAGUGAUAACAUUCAGCAAUAUCUGAUGACCAAUAACGUCCCAGAGGCAGCCUCUACUCUGGUGUCUAUGGUGGAACUUGACAUCAAGCUUCAGGAAUCAUCUUGUGCUCAUCUUCUUGCUUUCACGAGAGCCACUGUUAAAUUCUGGCAUAAGAUCCUCAAGGACAAACUUACAAGUGAUUUUGAGGAAGUUUUAGCCCAGCUUCACUGGCCAUUCAUCACACCCCCCCAGUCUCAGACUGUUGGCUUGAGUCGCCCAGCAGGUGCCCCUGAGAUAUACAGUAACCUGGAGACACUGUUUUGCCAGCUUCUGAAACUGCAAACCUCAGAUGAAUUACUUACUGAGCCAAAACAACUUCCAGAAAAAUACUGUCUUCCUGCAUCCCCGUCUGUCAUCCUGCCCAUUCAGAUUAUGCUGACUCCCCUUCAGAAAAGGUUCAGGUAUCACUUCCGAGGGAACCGACAGACUAAUGUUAUAAGCAAGCCUGAAUGGUACUUGGCUCAGGUACUUAUGUGGAUUGGGAAUCACACUCAGUUUCUGGAUGAGAAGAUUCAGCCAAUAUUAGACAAAGUAGGCCCUUCGGUAAAUGCAAGGCUUGAAUUUUCCCGGGGCCUCAUGAUGCUCGUUCUUGAGAAGUUAGCUGCAGACAUCCCAUGUCUGCUCUAUGAUGACAAUCUCUUCUGUCAUCUGGUGGAUGAGGUGCUUUUGUUCGAAAGGGAGCUGCACAGUCUUUAUGGCUAUCCCAGCACUUUUGCCAACUGUAUGCAUAUUCUGUCAGAGGACACCUGUUUUCAGAGGUGGUUGACUGUGGAGAGAAAAUUUGCUCUUCAAAAAAUGGACUCAAUGCUUUCAUCAGAAGCUGCUUGGAUAUCCCAAUAUAAGGAUAUCACUGAUGUGGACGAGAUGAAAGUUCCAGACUGUGCAGAAACUUUUAUGACGCUACUCUUGGUUAUAACUGACAGAUAUAAAAAUCUUCCCACAGCUUCCAGAAAACUACAGUUCCUGGAGUUACAGAAGGACUUAGUAGAUGAUUUCAGGAUACGGUUAACUCAGGUGAUGAAAGAAGAGACUAGAGCUUCCCUUGGCUUUCGAUACUGCGCAAUUCUCAAUGCUGUGAACUAUAUCUCAACAGUACUGGCAGACUGGGCUGACAAUGUUUUCUUCCUGCAACUUCAGCAGGCAGCACUGGAGGUCUUUGCAGAGAAUAACACCCUCAGUAAAUUGCAGCUGGGACAGCUGGCCUCUAUGGAGAGUUCUGUCUUUGAUGAUAUGAUUAACCUACUGGAGCGUUUAAAGCAUGACAUGUUGACCCGCCAAGUAGACCAUGUUUUUAGAGAAGUUAAAGAUGCUGCAAAAUUGUAUAAAAAAGAAAGGUGGCUGUCGCUGCCGUCGCAGUCGGAGCAGGCGGUGAUGUCCCUGUCCAGCUCGGCCUGCCCGCUGCUGCUCACCGUGAGAGACCGCUUACUCCAGCUGGAGGAGCAGCUUUGCUUCUCCUUGUUCACAGUCUUCUGGCAGGUGCUUGUGGAGAAGCUGGAUGUGUACAUCUACCAAGAAGUAAGCAAGAGCGGGCGGCGUUCCGGGGCCCUGAUGGCAAAGGCACGUGUGACGCAAACUGCUCUGUUUCAGAUCGUUCUUGCCAAUCAUUUCAACGAGGGAGGGGCAGCUCAGCUCCAGUUUGAUAUGACUCGGAACCUGUUCCCCCUGUUCUCCCGCUAUUGCAAGAGGCCAGAAAAUUACUUCAAACAUGUCAAAGAAGCGUGUAUUGUUUUGAAUCUGAACAUUGGCUCUGCCCUCCUUCUGAAAGACGUCCUGCAGUCAGCCUCAGGGCAGCCUCCUGCCACCGAGGCCUUAAAUGAAGUUGGAAUUUACAAACUGGCUCAACAAGAUGUUGAGAUUCUACUUAAUUUGAGGACAAACUGGCCUAACACGGGAAAAUAAAGCAUCUUU